Chelonus insularis is the source of this 1849-nucleotide messenger RNA. RefSeq lists its product as uncharacterized. Lineage: Eukaryota; Metazoa; Arthropoda; Insecta; Hymenoptera; Braconidae. The record is from RefSeq and is a predicted model, not a curated record. The transcript is spliced from 7 exons. Bases 335 to 1228 code for a protein of 297 amino acids. Gene Ontology annotation, molecular function: sequence-specific DNA binding.
UGUUUCACAUGCUACAUCCAAUUUUUUAUAUAUUUUAAUUGACUUCAUUAAUAAUUAUAGUAUUUAAAUAUCGAAAUUUUUUUUUUAUAUUUAAUUUCAAAGCCAUUUCAGAAUCAAUUCAAUGUUAAUAAUAAUUAUUAUAUUUAUAAAUAUUUACGUGUACAAAUAAACUCACGUGUAGCCCACGUGUUCGUGAAGUGUGUUCACUAAGAGGUUAUUUAUAUUGUUUUUUUUACCACCAAGUGAUUUUAAUUAUUUGUUUAUACAAAUAAUUAAUAUAUUAUUUAAAUAAUAAGUACCUGUGAGUGUAGUUUUGUGCAUAACAUUUAAAAAAAUGGGCCUGACGUGCUAUAUAUGCCGACGCAAAGCAUCAAAAAGUGAUCGAAUCUCUCUACACAAGUUUCCGAAAAAUCCAAUACUCAGAAAUAAGUGGAUUACAGCGUGUAAUUUAUCCUCCAAUGAUAAUUUAACGUACAUUUACAUUUGCUCAUUACAUUUCAAUUCUAAUGAUGUCGAUCGAGGAAAUCAAUUUCAAACAAGAUGUACCUUAAGAUCAAAUGCAGUCCCAUCAAUUGAUAUCCCAAAUAAAAUGUACAACAAUGAAAAUGCAAAUACUUCAAAUAUAGAUGCUUCGUGUAAGAAUUCUCUCAGUGAUAAUAUACUAAAUAUUGGUAGUGAAAAUAUUGCAAAAAAUAAUGAGUUUGGAAUAGAACAUACAAAUAUAAAUAGUGCAUUCAAUGAUAUGGCUCUUAAUGUCGACACAUUUGACAAUGUGAUUGCUCAUGCCAAUCAAAUUGAAAUACUGACUGAUAAUGAUGAUAAUAAAACAGAGAAUGUCCAAGAAUCACCAUUACCUACAAAUAUGUCUGGUGAUGAAAAUAAUUCUCCUCAAUUAUGUGAUGAUGUUAUAAAACGACGUCGAUUGGCUAUUGCAAAAGCUACUGCGGCCAGUGAAGUAGAUCAGCAUUUUGUACAAUCUGAAAGUAUUUAUACUACGCCUAAGAGAAGAGUCUUCGAACCAAGAUAUAUUUCUGAGAUCAAGACGCCUGAUUUUGAAUCACCAAGAAGAACUAAAAGAAUUCUAAGUUUUGUCCGUGAAGCAGAUAAAAAAAAAUCAAAAAUGAUCAAGGCACUUAGGGAGAAAAAUCGAAAGUUAGAGAAACGAAUAUGUUUAUUGGAGGAAAUAGUUGCACACUUAAAAAAAAAGAAUAUGGUGACUUGCCCUUAAAAAAAAAGAAUAUGGUGGCUUGCCCUUCUCCAAUUGCCAAUUCUCCCUCUACGGUAGUGACGCUUGCGCACAACAGUUCAAAUGAAAAGAAAGAGACAGACAUAUUCAUUUUCUGUCUCACUUCAUAGGCCAUGCGCCCACUUACGGGAACUAGCAAUAUAGGAGUAUUAGAUAUAUGAAGUUUUCCGACCAAACCACUCUUUUCUUGGUUUUAUAUACUAUACUAAAGUAAACAUGUCUCAUGAUUGAAGCACCUCGCACAAUUUUCACCAGUCUUUUUACAAAAUCGUUAAAUCAAGUAACAAUUACCUGAUGAUGAUGAAUGUAUUGAUGCAAUUUGGAGUAAUUUGAAUAAUGAAGAUUUAAAAACAUUCCUUGAUGCUGAAAGGUCACCUAAUGAUAGACAAUCCUCUUUACUGACUCGGAUAAUGUGGAAUAUAAAAUAAAAUAUUAUGAUUCUAUUUAAUGGAUGUCAUUAAAUAAAUAAGUACAUAAAUAAAUGAUAUUACAAGUAAAUUUAAUUGGUUGAAGAAGAAAUUUUUUUGAUAUGCUGUUGGAAAGAUUAUGAGAGAGUAAUUCAUUGAAGGAUCCUUUAAAUACAGUCUAUUUAUGUUGCCGUUA